This is a messenger RNA of Topomyia yanbarensis, 1221 nucleotides long. RefSeq names its product G kinase-anchoring protein 1-like. The transcript is spliced from 2 exons. Gene Ontology annotation, cellular component: Golgi apparatus. Bases 107 to 1054 code for a protein of 315 amino acids. Gene Ontology annotation, biological process: signal transduction. Lineage: Eukaryota; Metazoa; Arthropoda; Insecta; Diptera; Culicidae. The record is from RefSeq and is a predicted model, not a curated record.
UUUGUUUACAUCCCUUGAAAAGUCGCAAGUUUUCAGUGAUAAUUUUGUACUUUUAUUGAAAUUUGGUUUAGUUCGAUUGAAACAAUAGUUUCCUAGCGGUUAAGCAAUGGUUACGAUUGUUCCAUCUCGUUUUGCUGGUCUACGAAUCGAAGACGACGAUGAAGACAGCGUGAAACCAAAGCAAAAACAAAACGCUUCCCUCAUUCAAAAAGCUGCCGGCAAUAACAAACAAGCCGGUAGCCACCAGAACGCUAAUCAAAAGAAGCCGAAAUCGAAAAAGCCGAAAAAACCUGCCAACAAUGGGAUUCAACAGGAGCAGUGGUCAAAAUGGCAAGAGAAGGAUACCGAAAUCGUGGAUACUCACUACGAAAAAGAUUUGGAACAAGCCUUGCUACUGUCGAAAUUGGAUUUUGAGGCAAACAAAACCAAAUUUUCAAAAGCCGAGCAGGAAGCUAAGCUUUCCACAAAGCCAAAGAAAUCUCGUCCUUUGUCAUUGCAACAGUUUCAGACCAAGGUCGACAAGGACUCGGUCGAUAAAGAAACGGAACGCCAGCGCAAAGAAGAGGAAACACUGUAUAAUAAAAAGUUUACAUUUUUUGAACAAAUCGACCGAGAAACAAAGCAAAUCAUUCAAAAGGAGCAGUUCAAGUCAUUGGUUUCUAAUCGAGAGUAUAGCGUCGAGAAAGCUUCUACAGAUGAGAACGAGAAACCACACGUUCCGCCACAACAGGUCAGCGAAAUGGAUAAACUCAAGGCAGAGAAUGUUGCUUUGCGAUCGGAACUCGAAUUGGUUCGAUCUAGGUUAAAGAAGGUGUGCUCAAUUCUCAAAACCGGUGAGAUGAAAGACAAAUCCGAACUAUUGAUUGAGAUUGAGAAGCUCAAAAAGAGCAGGGAAGAUAUGACUGCCGAGAUGACCGCUUUGUACGCACAACUCGAGCAGGAGAAAUCUAAAAUCAGUGGCUCAAGCCACGAGCGGGGUAAAGAAAGAACGGGUAUUAGAAAAUCGGUCCGGUUCGAUGCGUCGACUGAAGUGCACAAUGGCAAGGCUGAUUAGGCAAGAGGCGCGGAAGGCUGAACUGACGGAAGGAUUCCGUUCAGUAAAAAUAUAUUCCUUAUUUUAUUUUUUAAUUCGUGAUGGAGAGUUGACCGAUCUCGCAAAAUUUCCAUGAUGUGUUUAGUGAUAGAAAUAGAAGUGUAGUGCAAAUAAACCUGUGAACCUCA